AGUAUGUAACCCACUAUACUUCCUACAAAAUUUUAAUUUAAGAAGAAAUUGUAGACUAUCCAAGGUAUAUAAUAAAAACUAUUUAAAAUCAUAAUUUUGGUGAAAUUGAACGAAUUGUUUAAUUGAUUACAGUUGUCAUUUUCGUUCAGGUAUAAUUUACAAAAAAGCAUGUAUCUUUUCUUAUCAGUUAGUCAAGGAGAAUUUUUAUCAGUAUCAACUAAAAAACUUUUCUAUUAACUUGUGGUGGUUUGUUAUAACUAUAAAUGAUUAAUCAUGAAGGAUUUAAUAAAGAACAAAUGUCGCAUUUGUGUAAAAGUGUUUUGUUGCGAAAAUUGUCGUGAAAAGCACGAAGUAAGUUUCCAUAAUGUGAACCCUGUGUGUGAAAUCUGUUUACAUGGGAAAGUUUAUUCGAAAAAGGUUACUGGGCGUUUAUUACACCACAUAAAAGACAAACAUUUACCUCUCUCUUGCGUGUUCUGUAAAAAACUAUUUGAAAAUUUAACAGAAACUGAAUUUCACUCUAAAUGUUUAAGAAUUACCAACAACAGAUUAGAAAUGAAUCCUGUGACUCCCAUUAAUCGUCAGAGUCCAUUGAAAAUACAAACACCCUACCAAAAAAGUAUUAUUAUGGCAAGUAAUGCAUACUUUGCUGUAACAAAUACCACUGUGCACCCUACUACAAGUACUCCAUUACAAAAUAUGAGAAGUGAAAAUAAUAUUUUGGAAAAGAUAUCUAGUGAUUUAACACCACUAGAUAAUCGAGAGAGAGAAAACGCCAACACGUCUCGAAUUACUCCCGUUACUACUGAUGAACCAAAAAAAAUGGAAGAAUUAAAAAGAAAAGUUACAUUCUGUGACACUCCAAAUGUAGAAUAUCAAAAAAACAGACAAGGUUCAUUUACAAAAGACCUCGUGAAAUAUUUGAUUGUAGAAGAGGACUGUCAAUGCACUGCAUCAACAGAAAAAUGUGACCAUUCACUAACAAUACCAAAAAGUGAGACAAAUGAGAAUAUUUUCCAAAAUUUAGACACUGACAGAAAUUCUAAACUAUCACAAAACGAAAAACAUACAGAACAAAUACACAAAACUAAUGAUUAUGAUCAAAAGAACGAUAUGAAGAAUUAUGAGUCAUUAUUUAAAUCUUGUGACGAGAAAUUUGCAGAAAGCAAGUCAGAACAACGUCUGGGAGAGGAAGACUGUUCUCAAAGAAAUGUUACAGCUUCCAAUAACACCGAACAGUUUUCACGUAAUUCUGACGAAUUUCGCACACCACUUUCAAACCCUGAACCCUCUGAAACAUUUAAAAAUAAUGCACACUUCCAAUGUAAAACUCCAACUCUCACAUGCAACAAUAAUCAUAAUAGUCCUUCUGAAACUAGCUCAACUGGAAUAAGUUAUACUAAGGAAAAUGAAACAUCUAGCAAAGUUGCACACGAGGCACAAUCGAAAAGUAAUAGCGAAAACGAGUUUAGAACACCACUAUGUGAAAUAAACUGCUGUUUAAUAGUUGAAAAAUCAUGUAGCGGUAAUAACUUCAAUGCCGUGAACAUCAUUAAAAAAACUAUUGAUCUGCAAUGCACCCCAAAAAUAAAAGAAAUAGAAUGUAACAAAUGCAUUCUAGAUGGUACAAACUUAAUAGAAACAAACAUAAACGAAAUUAGUGACGAAAUGAGAACAAGAAAACCAGUUGCCCAGUCCUCAAUUAUCCAAUACUGCGUACAAAGAACGCAGAAAACUGAAAUUUGUGAAACUAGAUUUACCACAACUGCUGUAUCUGAGGAUUCUAGCAUCACUGCAAAUAAAACCAAUAGCCUAUGGUCUUCAAUGACUAAUUUAGUGAAAACAGUUUUUCAUGGAUUCUCUUCGCAUGGUGUAACUGAAAUUAAAAAAUCAAAUCCAUUAAAACGCUCAUAUUGUGAAGAUGGCAAUAUCAACUCUGAACAAGAACCUUACCUAAAAAGAAUGAAAUUAACAGAUAUUCGAUGUCGUCCAACCAUUAGAAACUUGAGACCAGCCUACAGAAUGAAUUCAUUUACAAGAUUUAAGGAAACUGCUGACAAAGCCACCCAAACUGACGAAUCUUUUUUAUUAAAGUAAUCCUUUGUCUAUUAAUUUCUCUGUGUACUACAUAUACCAUAUUUCAAUAUUUGAGAAUUUAUAUUAUCUGACUGUGCCAUUAUAAAAUUACUUAUGUAUUCUGUUAUAAUUAAUAUAAUUAGCAACGAUAUAUUUAAUGUAA
Agrilus planipennis (emerald ash borer) is the source of this 2239-nucleotide messenger RNA. RefSeq lists its product as uncharacterized. The record is from RefSeq and is a predicted model, not a curated record. The transcript is spliced from 6 exons. NCBI's taxonomy places the organism in Eukaryota, Metazoa, Arthropoda, Insecta, Coleoptera, Buprestidae. Bases 274 to 2097 code for a protein of 607 amino acids.